Messenger RNA from Schizosaccharomyces osmophilus, 1221 nucleotides. It is a transcript of the gene pda1, whose product is annotated as pyruvate dehydrogenase e1 component alpha subunit Pda1. Gene Ontology annotation, cellular component: intracellular membrane-bounded organelle. NCBI's taxonomy places the organism in Eukaryota, Fungi, Ascomycota, Schizosaccharomycetes, Schizosaccharomycetales, Schizosaccharomycetaceae. Gene Ontology annotation, biological process: pyruvate decarboxylation to acetyl-CoA. Gene Ontology annotation, molecular function: pyruvate dehydrogenase (acetyl-transferring) activity. The record is from RefSeq and is a predicted model, not a curated record. The coding region runs from base 1 to 1221 and encodes 406 amino acids. The transcript has a single exon.
AUGGUUCGCGUUCCUUUGGCAGCGGGAAAUAUCUCUAAAGUUCUUUUGAACAGCCAGCUCUCGCAUGGUUUACGUACUGUUACCACAGCUGCAACUGCUUCUAAGGUUGAUCCCUCGAUCGUCCCUGAAGAUCGAGACAAGCCUUUCCCUGUCCAACUUCACGAUGGUGUCUUUGAAGGUUACAAAAUUGACAUUCCUGCUAUGAACAUGGAAGUUACCAGAAACGAAUUAAUGGAUUUGUAUGAAAAUAUGGUUACUAUUCGUCGUCUUGAGCUUGCUUGCGACGGUCUUUACAAAGCAAAGAAGAUUCGCGGUUUCUGCCAUCUUAGUGUUGGCCAAGAGGCUGUAGCUGGUGGUAUGGAGAGUGCUAUUACUCGUGAAGAUAGCAUUAUUACUUCUUACAGAUGCCACGGUUUUGCCUAUACUCGUGGCUUACCACCUCGUGCCAUUGUUGGUGAAUUGAUGGGCCGUCAAUGCGGUGCUUCCAAGGGCAAGGGUGGUUCUAUGCACAUUUUUGCUCCCAACUUUUACGGUGGUAACGGUAUUGUUGGUGCUCAAAUUCCUUUGGGUGCUGGUAUUGGAUUCGCUCAAAAGUACUUGAACAAGCCCAACGUCACAUUCGCUCUUUACGGUGAUGGUGCUGCAAACCAAGGUCAAGCUUUUGAAGCUUUCAACAUGGCUAAGCUCUGGGGUCUUCCCGUUGUAUUUACUUGCGAAAACAACAAGUAUGGUAUGGGUACUAGUGCUGAGCGCUCUUCUGCCAUGACUGAAUAUUAUAAGCGUGGCCAAUACAUUCCUGGUCUCCGUGUUAACGGAAUGGAUGCUUUAGCGGUUAAGCAAGCUUGCAAGUUCGCCAAGGACUACACUGUUCAAAACAGCCAACCUUUGUUGAUGGAGUUUGUCACUUAUCGUUAUGGUGGUCACUCCAUGUCUGACCCCGGUACCACUUACCGUACCCGCGAUGAAGUCCAACAAAUGCGUGCCGCUAAGGAUCCUAUUGAAGGCCUUAAGCGUCAAUUGAUGGAAUGGAAUGUUGCCAAUGCCAAUGAAUUGAAGAACAUUGAAAAGAAGGUUCGUUCUUUCAUUGAUGCGGAGGUUAAAAUUGCUGAGGAAAGCCCUUUCCCUGAACCUACCCACGAGAACUUGUAUUCUGAUAUCUAUGUUAAGGGAACAGAGAAUAUGAAUGCUCGUGGCCGUAACACUUUGGAGUGGAAGAACUAG